This is a messenger RNA of Amyelois transitella, 612 nucleotides long. RefSeq names its product flightin (gene Fln). Lineage: Eukaryota; Metazoa; Arthropoda; Insecta; Lepidoptera; Pyralidae. The coding region runs from base 139 to 612 and encodes 157 amino acids. The record is from RefSeq and is a predicted model, not a curated record. The transcript has 3 exons.
ACACACUCACCGCAGCGCUUGCGACAGCCAGGUGGCUCGCUCAGAUAAUUCGGGAGGCUGCGGCCGCCUCACCAGUCGCUCUCGAACCACUCUCCACUCCACACAUCUCCGCUCCCAGUUAGACUAACCCCUGUCAAGAUGUGGGAUGACUUUGAAGAAGAGACCCCGGCGCCCGCGGCCGUCCCCGAAGAGGCCCCCGCCCCUGACGCCGCCGCCGACGCCAAGCCCGAGGAGGCCGAGCCCCCAGCGCCAGAAGUGGUCAUGGGCACAGAACCUAAGAAACUCGUCUUCAGACAUUGGAUCAGGCCGAAAUUCCUCCAAUACGCCUACCUCUACGACUACCAGAAAAAUUAUUACGACCAGGUCAUUAAUUACCUGGACAGACGGAACAAAGGGUUGCCGGUCGAGAAGCCGCGGCCGCAGACCUGGGCCGAGAGGGCGCUCCGGACGUACCUGGCGAGGAGCUCGUCGAGCCUCAGCGCGCGGAGCACGGGCAGGGACACCGCCCUGCUGCGGGGCAUCUCCAGCGGCGCCCGCUUCCACCGUUACCAUAGCAAGUCCCUGAUCUCGAGGAAGUAUUCCAAACUGGGAUUUAACACCGUGUCCAUCUAG